AGAAAGAGAAGCAGUCUGUAGAGAGUCCACGCAGACACCAAUACUAGCUACGAAAUCGACUUUAUUUGAAAUAUCUAAAGACAUGAAAAAAUUUACUCCAUUCGACAAAGGCAUCAAGUUAGUGUCAAGACCAGGUGAUCUCGAUGAAUAUGAUGACGACCCGGGUGUUUUAAGGGCUCAGCUGUCUUGUGGUCAUGUCAUAGAUCCAGAAACACUGACUGACUGUUGCAGAGCUCAGCUGAAUGAUGGACAGACUGAAUUCAGAUGUCCGCUGUGCAAGAGAAAAUGGCCAUAUGAUGAAGUGAGAAAACUGGCAAAACUCACAAUUGAUGAGCAGCUGAGUUUUGAGGAAAUGCUUGGGACCAACACUGCUAAGAAGAUAGUGGACUUCAGGGAUUGUCCUGGUUGUGGCACCUUCAUCGAAAGGUCAGAUGAAUCUAAUCUGUGUGUGGAGUGCUCAGUGUGCACAGCAAAAACAGGACGCAUCUUUGAGUUCUGCUGGACGUGUGAGAGAGUGUGGAAAGGGCCUCGACCUCGUGCUGAUCACUGUGGAAAUGUGGGAUGUAGAAGCGCUGACCAGGAACUGCUGAGAGACUGUCCAAUAAUCACUUUAUCAUCAGUUGUAUAUAAGGGGACCGAUGUUCAUGUCCAGUGUCCAGCGAUUCGUGCAUGUCCAGUUUGUGGUGUGUUAAUAGAACAUAAUACAGGAUGUAAAAUAAUGUCUUGUCGUGAAUGUAACAAUCAGUUUUGCUUUGCUUGUUUAAAAUCUGCCCGCAAGUGCUUACAAACAUCAACCCAUUUCAUUUCAUGCUCAGCUGGUGUUGCACCGAGGCAAACUAAUUCUGUACUGUAAGAACAGUCCAACAACAUUGAUAUCAACUACUGUGCUGACUGCCAUAAGACAUACAAAGAUUUCUCUUAAAUAAAAGUAGAAAAAAAUGUCUAUGGGAUAUUCACAUUUGCAUUUAUUAGUUUAGCAGAUACUUUUAUCCAAAGUAACUUCAAAAAUUUUAAAUCACAUGCAUUAUUCAUAACACUUCAUAUUCAAUUUUAAAUGUCAAUUAUAAACUAGAGAGUAGGGGAAAUGCAGAAAUUGUUUAUGACUGUAGACUAGUUAUGUUUUUGUGCAAGUGUUUGCCUUCAGUGUGUGUGUGUGUGUGGGUGUGUGUGUGUGUGUGUCCACUAAUUUGGAUGGAUUAAAUGCGGAGGACACAUUCUGAGUAUGGGUUACUAAUACUUGGACUUCAUAUCACUGAAAUUAAUGAAUUCAUUUUAGAAAGCAAAUAUUUGAUUACAUGUCAUACCUUUUUCUGUGUAUUUUUAAUAAUUU
Carassius carassius (crucian carp) is the source of this 1330-nucleotide messenger RNA. Its product is annotated as E3 ubiquitin-protein ligase RNF217-like. Lineage: Eukaryota; Metazoa; Chordata; Actinopteri; Cypriniformes; Cyprinidae. The record is from RefSeq and is a predicted model, not a curated record. The coding region runs from base 83 to 853 and encodes 256 amino acids. The transcript has 4 exons.